This is a messenger RNA of Salvelinus fontinalis (brook trout), 1349 nucleotides long. RefSeq names its product putative ferric-chelate reductase 1. Lineage: Eukaryota; Metazoa; Chordata; Actinopteri; Salmoniformes; Salmonidae. The record is from RefSeq and is a predicted model, not a curated record. The coding region runs from base 151 to 903 and encodes 250 amino acids. The transcript has 7 exons. Gene Ontology annotation, biological process: regulation of glutamate receptor signaling pathway.
GGCGACAUCGCCGCAAGGACACCUGUUGAGAACAUCUACUUCUCAGCGCAGCGCACCUGUUACUUACAUUAGCUUCUAGAACAACUUGUUCAAGGAGAACCAAAGAGCUUUUAAACUUCAAGAAAUAUUUCAAGUCACAAAAGUACAGGAAUGGACAAUAUCAGCAGACUGAUGUUCGCAGUUGUCAUGGCAAUGGCUUACAUGGCGAUGGGAGCCGAGGCACAGAACACCACAAUGGCUCCGAACUCCACAAUGGCAUCCAAUGUAACAACGGCACCUGUUGUCAACACCACCGCCACAGCUCCCACAGUAGAGAUCUCAAGGACAGAAUGUGGAAAGUCCCAGCUCUGUGCUGCUGAGCCGUCAGACUGUAAUCCGGCCGUGGCUGGUUCCUGUUUCUUCGUCUCCACCCAGCAGUCCUCGGAACAGAAUAUCUCCUUCCAGCUACGAGGAGUGUCCAGCGGCUACAUCGCUGUAGGCUUGUCCACAGACAACAAACAGGGAGGGAAUGACACCACCUAUGUGUGUGCAAACAACAACGGCAAAGUGAAGUUCUUCACCGCUCUCCUCGACAACACAGUUCUGACCAUCAUCAGCACACUGCCUGUGAACUCUGUGAAGGGCUCAGUCAACGGUCAGAUCAUCCAGUGCACCUUCUCUGCUACUGUCCCCAAAGCUACGGCCACCCGGAGCAUCGACACCAGCUUCUACCUCUUCAUCUCCAAUGGGACUUUUAGUAGCGAUACCCUAGGUUCUCCUAAGAAUUUUCUGUUCAGUAAAGAAGCUGUGGACCUGGUCGACCCCAACGCUAAAGUGACCAACUCUUUAAACUCUGCUCCCUCCGGCCACGCCUUCGGCCUGUCUCAAGCUCUUCUGAUCCUGCUAGGUGUGAUGAUGCUGUAAUGCAGGUCUGAAGGUGAAGCACCAUGCACUCAGGAAUCCUGUCUCCUUAUCUUUACUCACCUUGGCCAGGCUGCAUCCUAAAUGGAACCCUAUUCCCUAAAUACUACUGUACUUUCACUAUGUAGGGAAUAGGGUGCCAUUUUGGAGUCACUCUGGUACCAGAACAAAGGACCAUGACAGAUCUGAAGUUAUAUGCUUAUAAAUCCAGUCAUAUUUUUUUAUAUACUUAAUGAAACACCUUCUAGUUGGGGGUAGUAAGACAUUAACGAACAGAAUGGACACAGUGAUUCAAGGCCAAGUACUAACAUAUUGUGUUGAUAGACAAUGGUGAUAAUAGGCCAAGUACUAACAUAUUCAACGUCAAUUCCACGUUCAACCAGUGUGUGCCCAGUGGGCCAUAGAUGAAGUCACAAGGGCUGCGUUUAGACAGGCAGACAAUUUCUGAU